AUGCUGCAUUUAAUAAGGAAACUGAAACAAAAAACAGAUGAAAAAGACGAUAAAACAAAUCGGUUAAAUAUUGAUAAAGAACCCAAAGAAACAGCUAUCAAUGAACGAUAUCUUGGCAUUGUUAAUAAAGAAAAACGUAAAAGUACACUCAUUUUCAUUCAUUAUUUUUCUAGAUCUCGUCUUAAAUGUGAUCCAGCAAAAGAUGAAAAAUGUUGUUGUGAUGAAAGUUAUUGAUCUCUUAAUGCUGAUAAUGGAUCAUAUGAUCUUAUUAUAGCACCAACUCAUGAAUUAACACAACAAAUGGAAGAAGAAGAAGAAGUAGUUAAAUUCGGCACACCAUUAAAUAUAACUGUUGUCUCAAUUAUUGAUGGUUUAUCUUGUGAAGAACAAGGUUUUACACCUCGUCUUGCUUGUCAAAUUGUUAUUGAUAAGCCAACUCGUCUUGUUGAUGUAUCUGAAAAUCAUUAUUGA
This is a messenger RNA of Rotaria sp. Silwood1, 471 nucleotides long. The record is from the annotation of a GenBank genome assembly. Lineage: Eukaryota; Metazoa; Rotifera; Eurotatoria; Philodinida; Philodinidae.